AUGAAUUCAGAGGAAAAUGAGCUGGAAUUGGAGGAUUUCUCGGAUUCCGAUUUGCUGCUCGAAUCGAUGAUUGAAAUUGAGGAGAAUCAGGCGAAAUCGGGAGGAUUUGUGAGUUUUUUGGGGCGGGAAAUUGAGAAAAUUUGGAUUUUUCAGGCUGAAAAUAGCGUUUUUCACCUAAAAUUCGAAAAAUAAUCUGAAAAUUAUGAAAUUUUGGAUUUUUUAAGGCUAGAACCAUGUUUUCAAGCUGAAAAUCGAAAUUUUUGGUAGAAAUUUAGAAAAUUUGAAUUUUCAGCUCAAAAAUACUGAAUUUUUAAGCCUGGAAUCAAAUUUCUGGCUGAAAAUCGGAUUUUUCACCCAAAAUUCGAAAAAUAAUCUGAAAAUUUGAAUUUUCAGCCCAGAACUGUAUGUUUUCAGGCUGAAAAUCGGAUUUUUCUUUCAAAAUUCGAAAAAUAAUCUGAAAAUUUUGAAAAUUUAGAUUUUUCAGCCUAGAACCAUGUUUUCAGGCUGAAAAUUGGAAUUUUUGAUAGAAAUUCAAAAAAUUUGAAUUUACAGCUCAAAAAUCAGAAUUUUUUAUUUAAAAAUUAAAAAAUACCGAAUUUUUAAGCCUGGAAUCAAAUUUCUGGCUGAAAAUCCCAUUUUUUCAUUAAAAAUUUCGAAAUUUUGUAUUUUUUAAGGCUAGAAUCAUGUUUUCAGGCUGAAAAUGGGAUUUUUCACCCAAAAUUCGAAAAAUAAUCUGAAAAUUAUGAAAUUUUGGAUUUUUCCGCCUAGAACCAUGUUUUCAGGCUGAAAAUCGAAAAAUUUUAUAGAAAUUCAGAAAAUUUGAAUUUUCAGCUCAAAAAUCAGAAUUUUUAUUAAAAAAUUCAAAAAAUACCGAAUUUUUAGGCCUGGAAUCAAAUUUCUGGCUGAAAAUCGGAUUUUUCAUCCAAAAUUCGAAAAAUAAUCUGAAAAUUUGGAUUUUUUAAAGCCUAGAACCAUGUUUUCAGGCUGAAAAUCGGAUUUUCACCCAAAAUUCGAAAAAUAAUCUGAAAAUUUGGAUUUUUCAGCCGAGAACUGUAUGUUUUCAGGCUGAAAAUCGAAAUUUUUGAUAGAAAUUCAGAAAAUUUGAAUUUUCAGCUCAAAAAUACUGAAUUUUUAAGCCUGGAAUCAAAUUUCUGGCUGAAAAUCCCAUGUUUUCAUUAAAAAUUUCGAAAUUUUUGAAUUUGGUGUCAAAAUUUUGCCACGUGGCAAUUUUCAUCCCAAAUUCAAAUUCCAGGAUUCGGAUCCUUUUGAUCGAACCGACGAAUAUGAUACAAAUCUGGAUUUAAAUGCUCCAAUUGCACCAACUCCUGACAUUUUACAAUUUUUGGACGAAAAACAACAGCCGGGAGAAAUUGAUGUACAAAAAUUGAGAGAAAAUGUGGGUUUUCAGCCUCGUUUUUUUAUUUUUAGCUGAAAUUCCUGAGUUUUCAGACUGAUUUAUACGCUGCUAUUCUCGAAAUUUUUCCGGUGAAAAUGUUUGCGAAUUGGAAGGAUUUGAUCAAAGCGAAAAAUCCACAUUUUAUGCCGAAAAUUGAGGAAUAUCUGGAAGUGAGUUUGAUUUUUGGAUUAAGCUCAAAAUUUCCUAUCGAUUGAUAUACAAAACCUAUAUUUUAAUUGAAAAAAUAUUAAAGACACGUAGAAAACUAGAAAUCGUUCAAAAAUCAUUAUUUGCAUGUUUUUUAUCAUCCUUCAAAUAGUGGAAGUACAUAAACGAAAUUGAAAAAUAUUGAGUUUAGCCAAAGUCAAAAAAAGAAAUUGCCUUUUUUGAAAUCGCUCAGCCGACGCAAAAUUCGGUGUUUGCACAAAUGUUCGUGAUUUGCCGCACAUGUGUGCAUUCUUAGCAUACCGUACCACCAUUUUUUAUUCGUUUUUUUCUUUUUUCAAACGAACAACACACAACUUUGAAAAAAGGCGUGCGUUCAAAUUUUGAAGAUUACGAACACACAUUUCUAGUUUUCUACGUGUCUUUAAGGUCCCUAAGGGCCUUAGGGUUUAAAAAAUUAGGAAUUAUUUUUGGCGGAUUCAAAUUCACCGUAAAAUUUCCAACAUUUUGACAUACAACACGCCCUAUAUUCCAGAUUUACCCUAAAAAUGACCUUAGGGACCUUAAGGUGAAAAUGCCCUAAACCAUAUCAAUAUGGGUGUCUAAAAGCUCGGAAUUCCACGCUGAAUUCGAAUUUUCCAGUCAAAAUCUAUCAGCGAACCUUCAACUUCUCAAAACUCCCUGGAAUCCCCCGAAUUCCUGGAACUCGACCUAUUUGCCGCUGAAAUGCGACCCGGAAUUUACCAGCCAAUUUUUUCCAAUGAAAAUUUCGAUGAUUUUUCGAAAAUUCCAGAAGAUUUAGAUGUUUCAGCCAGAAUUUUUGGAGUAUUGAUUGAAACGCGAAUAUUUAUGAGGGAUUUGGAAGAGGCUAGGAGGAUUUUAACGAUUUUUGAGGAAAAAAUGAAGGGGAAAGGUGAAUUUUUCCACAAUUUUGAGCUGAAAAUAUUUUUAAAUUUUUCCAGGAAUUUCACGGGAUCAAAUGCAAAAAUCACUUCUGCCAAUUGAGCAAUUUUGGAAUUUAAAUUAA
This is a messenger RNA of Caenorhabditis angaria, 2588 nucleotides long. The record is from the annotation of a GenBank genome assembly. NCBI's taxonomy places the organism in Eukaryota, Metazoa, Nematoda, Chromadorea, Rhabditida, Rhabditidae.